This is a messenger RNA of Nylanderia fulva, 1816 nucleotides long. Its product is annotated as arylsulfatase B. The record is from RefSeq and is a predicted model, not a curated record. NCBI's taxonomy places the organism in Eukaryota, Metazoa, Arthropoda, Insecta, Hymenoptera, Formicidae. Gene Ontology annotation, molecular function: sulfuric ester hydrolase activity.
AUCAUCCCGCGGAAGAAAGGCGUCUCGGAAGAGAGAUCAGUUUGCCGCAACUGGCCGUCGCGUACGCGUCCAAAAAGAGUCCGUUCUGUAUUCUUUCGUGGAGAGAACCAUGCAGGCUGGUCCAAAAGGAUCGAGGAACGCGAUGUGUCGUCCUUUGCAAUGGACAUCGUCCUUGAUCCUGCUGCUCGCCGCGGCUCACGCGACUUCGAGGCAGCCCCAUAUCAUUUUUAUUAUGGCAGACGAUUUGGGAUGGAAUGAUGUCGGGUUUCAUGGUUCCGGUCAGAUCCCAACUCCGAAUAUCGAUGCUCUGGCAUACUCCGGAUUGCUGCUCGACAGAUAUUAUGUCACACCGAUCUGUACACCAUCCAGAAGCGCUUUUAUGACCGGCAAAUAUCCUAUCCACACCGGAAUGCAACAUGGCGUUCUCAAAGGGGCUGAGCCUAGGGGAUUGCCACUUCAUGAGAAGAUUCUGCCGGAAUAUCUGCGAGAUCUCGGCUAUAGCACGCAUAUCGUCGGCAAAUGGCACUUAGGAUUUUACAAAAAGGAGUACACUCCGACUUAUAGAGGAUUCGACACCCAUACUGGAUUUUGGACAGGUCAUCAAGAUUAUUUCGAUCACACAGCCGUUGAAAAUCCUUAUUGGGGCUUGGAUAUGAGACGGGGUAUGGAACCGGCAUGGGAUCUUCACGGUGAAUAUUCCACGGACAUUUUUACGAAGGAAGCAGUGAGAUUGAUCGACAAUCACAAUUCUAGUCAGCCGAUGUUCUUGUAUCUUGCUCAUGCGGCUGUGCACUCUGGAAACCCGUAUAAUCCGCUUCCAGCUCCGGACGAAGAAGUCGCUAAAUUCAAUAAUAUCUUCGAUUAUAAUAGAAGACUUUUCGCAGGUAUGCUGAGUAAACUGGAUGACUCGGUAGGUCAAGUAGUUGAGGCUCUGCUUAAGAACAACAUGUUACGAGAUAGUGUAAUCGUUUUUUCGACGGACAACGGUGGACCAGCCGCUGGAUUUAAUUUGAACGCAGCGUCUAAUUGGCCGCUGAGAGGCGUCAAAAAUACUCUUUGGGAAGGUGGCAUCAGGGGUACAGGAUUAAUAUGGUCACCCAGAUUAGUGCGUCCUGGCCGAGUGAGCAGACAGAUGAUGCAUAUUACUGAUUGGCUGCCGACACUUAUAACUGCUGCAGGUGGCAAUGCGUUCAAUUUAACUUCGAUCGACGGUAUGGAUUUGUGGAAUGCACUUAGCGAGGACACCGAAUCGCCUCGAACAAAUAUUCUGCACAACAUCGACGAUAUUUACGGCGUGUCCGCUAUUACGGUCGGCGAUUGGAAGCUCAUUCAGGGGUCCACUUAUAACGGAGAAUGGGACGGAUGGUACGGUCCAUCCGGCAGGGAAUGGAUCUACAAUGCAAGUGGUGUAAUUAGCAGCACGGCGGCACACGCUGUCUCCAGUGUGGGAUUAAGUGUUACCACGGAAAUUAUCGGGAUGUUGCGUGAAAACGCGAUGAUUAAGUGCCCGCCAAGAAACGACAGUCUGCCGAUCUGCAAACCGCUAGAAGAGCCAUGUCUCUUCAACAUCUAUCAGGAUCCUUGCGAGGAUAAUAAUCUUGUCAAGCAGUUCCCCACGAUCGUUAGAAAGCUACAGGAUGAACUGAAGAAAUUGAACCACACCGCGCUUUUGCCCGGAAAUCUUCCGUGGGAUAGUAAAGGCGAUCCUAAUCUAUGGGAUCAUACUUGGAAUAAUUUUGGAGAUUAUAUUAAUAAUGUUAUGAUGAGUGCUACAGUCUCAUGAUUGAUUAUAAUAAAUUUUGUUUCUGCUAGAUAA